Molecule: messenger RNA, 693 nt
Organism: Penicillium verhagenii
Lineage: Eukaryota; Fungi; Ascomycota; Eurotiomycetes; Eurotiales; Aspergillaceae
Product: class I SAM-dependent methyltransferase
Exons: 1
Coding region: 1-693 (230 amino acids)
Molecular function (GO): O-methyltransferase activity; RNA methyltransferase activity
Source: RefSeq, a predicted model, not a curated record
AUGGUAGAAGCAUGCGAUCCCACCCCUGCGACAGAACUCUCCAAUGCUGAGCGAUUCAAAGCUACACACCUCGCCGCGCGCCAUGGCAACUACCACCAAUAUUACUCCAAGUUCCGAGCACCCACCGUUCCGGACGAGCGUCUUUCAAUUCUCCCCUCAGAAAUGCUCCGCAAUGCGCGAGUUUUAGACUUGGGCUGCAACGCGGGCAAACUGACCCACGAGGUGAUGGCGCACUGCGGCGCAGCCGCCUCAGUCGGUGUCGAUAUCGACCCCUGGCUGAUCGAGCAGGCGAAAGCGGCCUACCCAGACGGGCCAUGCACAUUUGAGCACUUUGACUUCAUGCAUGCGUCCGCGUAUAUGGGUACCGCGCUGGGCAAAUUUGAUGUUGUCCUACUGCUCUCUGUGACCAAAUGGAUCCAUCUCAACAACGGGGACUCUGCGAUGUUGACGCUGUUCGAGCACAUACACAGUAUAUUGAAUCAGGGGGGUUAUCUCGUUGUGGAGCCGCAGCCUAUGAGCAAUUAUGCGAGAGCUUCAAAGAGGAAUAAAGAGUUGAGAGAAAUGUAUAAGACGAUACAAAUCAGGCCACCGUUUGAGGAUGAGCUGAAAGCGCAGGGAUUUGAGAGGAUAAUGCAAGUUGAGAGGGACGAGGAAGGGUUUGCUAGGCCCGUACAUGUUUGGAAAAAAAAGUGA